GUCUCGGAACUGCACUUCUCCUUCACCGGGCAACCUCCUGGCUUGGACGGGACAAUGGUCCCCCAACUCCGCCGUCCUUAGCAGAGUGACCAGUUGCGCCACUACUAGGCGCCCCCGUGCGGUGUCGCUCGCGAGCCCCAGAGGCUUCUGGGUAGCGGCUUACCACCCGCCCUGCGUCGGCGACUUCCUUUCCCUUCCAGACGCCGCCGAGGUCGCACGCGUGAGGCCUGUCCGCCGCUGAUAACCUCAGGAUGCGCUACGUCGCCUCCUACCUGCUGGCCGCUCUCGGGGGCAACGCCUCCCCCAGCGCCAAGGACAUCAAGAAGAUUCUAGACAGCGUCGGCAUCGAGGCGGAUGACGACCGGCUCAACAAGGUCAUCAGUGAGCUAAAUGGAAAAAACAUUGAAGAUGUCAUUGCCCAAGGUAUUGGUAAGCUUGCCAGUGUACCUGCUGGUGGGGCUGUGGCUGUCUCUGCUGCCCCAGGUGCUGUAGUUCCUGCUGCUGGUUCCGCCCCUGCUGCAGCAGAGGAAAAGAAAGAUGAGAAGAAAGAGGAGUCUGAAGAAUCAGAUGACGACAUGGGAUUUGGCCUAUUUGAUUAAAUUAUCAUUUCCCUGCAAAUAAAGCUUCCUUUUUAUGUA
This is a messenger RNA of Otolemur garnettii (small-eared galago), 638 nucleotides long. It is a transcript of the gene RPLP2, whose product is annotated as ribosomal protein lateral stalk subunit P2. Bases 252 to 599 code for a protein of 115 amino acids. The record is from RefSeq and is a predicted model, not a curated record. NCBI's taxonomy places the organism in Eukaryota, Metazoa, Chordata, Mammalia, Primates, Galagidae. Gene Ontology annotation, biological process: cytoplasmic translational elongation. Gene Ontology annotation, molecular function: structural constituent of ribosome. The transcript is spliced from 5 exons. Gene Ontology annotation, cellular component: ribosome; cytosolic large ribosomal subunit.